Toxorhynchites rutilus septentrionalis is the source of this 1181-nucleotide messenger RNA. RefSeq lists its product as uncharacterized. Lineage: Eukaryota; Metazoa; Arthropoda; Insecta; Diptera; Culicidae. The record is from RefSeq and is a predicted model, not a curated record. The coding region runs from base 127 to 894 and encodes 255 amino acids. The transcript has 3 exons. Gene Ontology annotation, molecular function: N-acetyltransferase activity.
UUUUUUCGCUGCACAUAAAAUCCGACAAUGUCUGUUCAGCCCGUUUAGAAACACAAUUGUUUUGCUCUCGUUUGCUUGAGUUCACCAGAAUGUGUUUUCGUUGAUGAGAAAUAUUUUAAACAAAAAAUGAAACCGUUCGUGGUAAUUCGUAGAAUGGAAAAACAGGACAACGUGCAAUGCCAGAAUGUAGUUAAGGAUUUUAUUAUGGCCGGUGCGUGGGAUGCCUUCGUCUCAUGUUUGUUUCGUGAGAUCACCCUUCAGCUGAUCGUAAUUGUGUGGGCCAUUAUGUUCAUUUUCUUUGGCAUACCUUUGCUCAUGUGCUGCCUGGCAAUACCUGUGGUAAUUGGCUUAAUAUUAUUCACCACAUAUGGAAGUUAUUUUAACAAGGCCAACGAAUUAGCGAUCAGGGGAGGAAACAACCUCUGCUGGGUUGCAGAGAUUUACGAAUCCAACGUUUUCAACGAUUCAACUAAAAGUCUUCAAAUAGAUCAGUUUUAUGAAGAUUCUCCGGGUGCAGACAAGAACGAAAUAAGGAAAAUGAAACGGAAAAUUGUCGGUACCAUUAGCUAUAAAAACCAUCUGAUUGUCGAUAAUUCCGCUUGGAUUUAUCGUCUGGCCGUUUGCCCUAAAUAUCCAUUUAGAGAGAUUGCAGAGCAAUUGAUCGUUCGAGUUUUAGCAAAUGCAAGCGAUAAUCAAUUAUCGACAGUUGAGACAGUUACGUCUGAGUGCGAUGAUGGUAUACGGGAGGUAUACUUAAAAUUGGGAUUUACGCUGCGACUAGUGUAUCAUAAACAAAUUAUCGGUAAUACAUUAAAAAUAAUGAAAUGUCAAAUAGGAAUUGAUCCUUCUAUGUGGAAUCAAAGUAAGGACCAGAUUAACCUUGAACUACAAUGAAUCAUUGAACAUUCUUGUUUUUAUCUUAUAUAUACAUUAUGCUAUUUACAAGCAUAACGUUUUUUAAUCUCAAUUGGAUAAAUAUAGCUCACCGACUGAUAUUUCAAAUUGCAGAAAUGUAUAAGUAUAAGGGUAUUUGUAUUUCCGUCUUCAAAAUUGAAAACAGCAAGUUUUAAUAUAUAAUUGUUGCUAGCCUAGGUUCAUUUGUUUUUCGAUACCAGUCCUAGCAAUUGAAAAGUUAUGGGACCAAUGUAUUCCGAUUUGUUUGAGCAUAUAAUAUAUCAGAG